Molecule: messenger RNA, 2421 nt
Organism: Lucilia cuprina (Australian sheep blowfly)
Lineage: Eukaryota; Metazoa; Arthropoda; Insecta; Diptera; Calliphoridae
Gene: Vps33B
Product: vacuolar protein sorting-associated protein 33B
Exons: 3
Coding region: 76-2064 (662 amino acids)
Biological process (GO): vesicle-mediated transport; intracellular protein transport
Cellular component (GO): CORVET complex; lysosome
Source: RefSeq, a predicted model, not a curated record
ACUGCCACCACCUUUUGUGAGCUCGCCUCGAUUAAUUUGAUCCAUUUGUAAUUUGCAAUUUUGAAACAAUAAAAAAUGCAGGCUUCUUCAUUGGACAAGAAACUACAAGGAUUUCAACUAAUAGCACAGGAAAAACUACAAACUAUUUUAUGUUCUAUACCUGGUAAAAAAGAUUUAAUCAUUGAAUCAGCUCUUAUUAAACCCUUGGAACACAUUUGUGCAGCUUCUUGGCUGAAACUUAAAGGUAUCCAACGUAUAUUCAAAUUAAAUGCUGACAAUGCCAUUACUCGCUCCUCUCCAGAUCAAGUUCAAUUGUAUAUGAUACGCAGUGAUUUGUGCACAUUUAGUCGUGUACUGCAACAAAUCAAGUUGAUUUGUAAAUCUCAGGCAUCAUCGUCAUCAUGGUUAGAAGACACUCAUUUUAAAUUUUUUCAUAUAAUAUGUAUUCCAUCAUGCUUUUCCUUUUUCUCUCAAAUACUGGAAAAGGAAGGUUUGUUUGGGGUUGUGGGUUUGCAUCGUUAUAAUUGGGAUUUCAUACAUUUGGAUGAGGGUGUGUUGUGUAUGGAAAUGCCAAAUGUAUUUUCUACAGCAUACAUGAGAAAUGACAGUUCCCUACUACCCGCCAUAGCGCACUCGCUAAGAGUCUUACAAAUUCUAUGUGGCCGUCCCGAUUUAACACUUACCUUCGGUGAACAUUCUGAAAAUAUUGUUAAAAUGCUAAAUAAACUUGGACCGUUACCAAAAAGAGUUGAUGAAAAUGAUUUUUCAGCUUUAUUAAUAAUAGAUCGUGAUAAAGAUUACGCUGCGCCGCUUUUAACACCAGCCAUAUAUUCUGCUCUUUUGAUGGAAGUUUUUCCCAGUAAUGCUGGUAUUUUAGAGCUAGAAAAGUCUACAAAUAAAAUACAACAACAGAAACUAAACAUAUUUAACUUACCUCCCAAAAAGGAAAAUGAGACAAAAAGUAAAAAUACGACGAAUGCGAAGUCUCCUACAAUACACUUUAACUCACUUCAUGAUGAGAUAUACGCGGAAAAUCGUUAUAAACAUUUUUCGGCAGCAAGCAGUCAAAUACGUCAACAGGCCAAAUCAAUGAGUUUGGAAUUGCAAAAGUUAAACAACAUGAAAUUGGAUGAAAUGCAUGAUUAUGUUAAUCGUAAAUUGCCCAAGAUAACGGAUAUUAAAAAUAAGUUACUCAAACAUUUAAAUGCCAGCGAAAAGGUUAUUGAAAUGUUAGGUUCUAACUUUAGACGUGUACAAUCUCUGGAAGAGGAUAUUUUAAAUAAUGUUUCACGUAAGAAAAUUUUACAAGAUAUUGAAGAAUUGUUAACAACUGAUGGUCAGAAAUAUAAUACAUUACGUUUAUUGUGUCUUUUGCAUGUAUGUGCUGGCAUUACCACUGAAGAACUGUCACAAUUUAUACGUAAUUAUUGUAAUUAUUUUGGUUUAAAAUAUUUAACUAUAUUUGAGCUAUUAGCACAAGUGGGUCUUUUACCGCCCUUGGUGGAGGAGGUCGCAACUCCCAUUAAUAAAACUGCUUCUAAGUUACUAUCGAAUAUUCCUUUGAACAUACCAAAAUUUCAACAAACUCAAUUCCAAGCCAAUGCAAAUCGUUUAAAAUUAAUGGUUUCAACUGCCGGCGAGGAGGAGUCGGAAAAUCGCGCAAAUUCUAACGUACAAAACUCACAGAAUCCAUCAACAGUUUCAUCUUGUCCCAGUUAUGUUUUCAAUCGUCUUUAUAUACCCCUUAUAGCACAAUUAUCUUCAUUUCUUUUAAAAGCUAUCAAUAGUGAGGAUUUUAUUACAAAAAUAGCUAUGAUCGAGGGCAUACAAAUUAAUGGUCAACCUUUAAAGAAUUAUAGUCAAAAUGUUAAACAAACGGAGCCAAACAAAGAUUUUCUGUCAAUACCCUUGAAGAAGCGGCAAGUUAUGGUUUAUGUAGUGGGUGGUAUUACUUAUGCUGAAAUUGCUGCUUGCAAUUUGGUUUCAAAAAUAACCGAUUCUGAAAUUUUAGUGGCCUCAGAUUGUGUUUUAUCAGGAUCUGAUUUAAUAGCUAGCGCUUUUUAGCUACAAUAUUUUCAAUUAAAAAUGCACCACAAAAGUAGUUAGUAGGAUCUGUUUUCUUCUAAUAUUUCGCAAUCAAGACUUGUAUACAUAAAUCUACUUAAUUUAUAGUUCAUAAAAGUUUUUUUUUUUUGUGAAAAGCUCUAUAUCUUAUACACCAAAAAGACAUCAUUUUACUCUUUGCAAUCUAUCGAUGGCAAAUAUUAUGUUUUGUAUUAUAUUUAAAAAGUUUUACAUAUAAUUCUUCUGAAAAGCAAUAAAAUUUCAUGGUUAAUACUAAAGGGGGAAACCUUUUACAUACGAAAACAAAUCAAUAUUUUAUAAGUUAACAUUUUUUUAAAUAAAGUUUAAAAAAUGAAA